This is a messenger RNA of Vicia faba (fava bean), 558 nucleotides long. Lineage: Eukaryota; Viridiplantae; Streptophyta; Magnoliopsida; Fabales; Fabaceae. The record is from the annotation of a GenBank genome assembly.
AUGGGAACAACAUCAAUAAACACAGUGUGUUGUUUCAUGAUUAUGUUUAUGUUUAUCAAUGUCACUGUUGCGGUUGGUGAUUUAACAGAUCGGAAGAGUCUUACGGUUAAAUCUAAAGAUGAAGUGAAGUGUACUCCGUGUGGUGAAGUUUCGUCGCCGCCGCCACCUUCUCCUCCUCCGCCGUCUCCUCCGCCAGCUUCCACGAGUAACUGUCCUCCGCCUCCUUCAACUCCAAGCUCCGGUGGUGGUGGUGGUUCAACUUAUUACUCUCCGCCGCCGCCGUCUGCGUAUUACUACUCCUCUCCGCCACCUCCGGCGACGUCCAACGGAGGAGGUGUAGGCGGAGGUUUGUAUUAUUAUCCUCCGCCGAAUGGUGGGAAUGGGAAUGGGAACGGGAACUAUCCUACUCCGCCGCCGCCGAAUCCAAUUGUGCCGUACUUUCCUUUCUACUUCCACACUCCGCCACCUUCCCGUUCCACGGCGGCGCCUCCGCUGUUUAAGGGAUCCGUAUUGCUCUCCGCCGUGUCGGUUUUACCUAUUUUUCUGGUGUUGUUUUGA